Ustilaginoidea virens is the source of this 3921-nucleotide messenger RNA. RefSeq lists its product as uncharacterized. Gene Ontology annotation, biological process: phosphorylation; cellular hyperosmotic response; phosphorelay signal transduction system. The coding region runs from base 1 to 3921 and encodes 1306 amino acids. Gene Ontology annotation, molecular function: phosphorelay sensor kinase activity. Gene Ontology annotation, cellular component: membrane. The record is from RefSeq and is a predicted model, not a curated record. NCBI's taxonomy places the organism in Eukaryota, Fungi, Ascomycota, Sordariomycetes, Hypocreales, Clavicipitaceae. The transcript has 4 exons.
AUGGUCGUCCUUGACGACUCCAUGUUGGUGGCGGUGACCGAGGUUGUUGCCUCUCUCGCCGUCAGCCCCAAGUCGUGCCCAGCGGCGUCUACGGCAAUAGCGUCUCGAGUUACCCUGCCAGGCCCCGAGACGGCCGCCAAACGAUCGUUGGAGGUUGAGCUUCAGAAGCUCAUUCUCCGAGUUGGACAGCUUGAGAGCAGAGCAUGUGCGUCGCGCACCCCUGUCCUCCCCGAAACACCGAAUGAAGUCAACGACACCCUCUUCGGUCAUGACGCCUCGCCGGCGGCCAGUCGGGGGGCAGUCUCGAAAUCGAAACUGACCCACGCCCAUCAAGGUAGCUUGGACAGUCCGAAUCUUUUGCCUCGCCAGCUGACCAAGGAAGCCCUGGAAGGACUGCGAGAACAUGUAGACGACCAGUCCAAGCUCCUCGAUAGCCAACGGCAGGAGCUGGCCGGCGUCAACGCCCAACUCCUCGAGCAGAAGGAGUUGCAGGAGCGAGCUCUCGCCAUGCUUGAGCAAGAACGCGUGGCUACUCUUGAACGCGAGCUUUGGAAGCAUCAAAAGGCCAAUGAGGCUUUCCAGAAAGCGCUUCGAGAGAUUGGUGAAAUCGUCACCGCCGUAGCCCGAGGUGACCUGACGAUGAAGGUCCGCAUGAACACGGUUGAGAUGGACCCAGAAAUCACCACUUUCAAACGAACAAUCAAUGCAAUGAUGGACCAGUUGCAGAUCUUUGCCAGCGAAGUAUCACGGGUGGCCCGCGAAGUCGGUACUGAAGGUUUGCUUGGUGGCCAAGCUCGUAUCGGUGGUGUCGACGGCACGUGGAAGGAACUGACUGAUAAUGUGAACGUGAUGGCCCAGAAUCUCACCGACCAGGUGCGCGAAAUUGCCUCCGUCACAACAGCCGUUGCGCACGGCGACUUGACAAAGAAGAUUGAACGACCAGCCAGGGGGGAAAUUCUGCAACUUCAGCAAACUAUCAAUACCAUGGUGGAUCAGCUUCGAACAUUUGCGUCGGAAGUUACUCGAGUGGCAAGGGAUGUCGGCACCGAAGGCAUUCUUGGUGGGCAAGCCGAUGUUGGCGGCGUGCAGGGCAUGUGGAACGACUUGACGGUGAACGUGAACGCCAUGGCCAACAAUUUGACGACUCAGGUGCGAGACAUUAUCAAGGUCACGACAGCUGUCGCCAAGGGUGAUCUCACCCAAAAGGUUCAGGCAGACUGCAGAGGAGAAAUUUUUGAGCUCAAGUCGACAAUCAACUCCAUGGUGGACCAACUGUCGCAAUUCGCCAGGGAGGUGACAAAAAUUGCCAGAGAGGUCGGGACCGAGGGUCGACUUGGUGGCCAAGCCACCGUUCAUGAUGUUGAGGGAACUUGGAGAGACCUGACUGAAAACGUCAACGGCAUGGCCAUGAACCUGACGACACAAGUGCGAGAGAUUGCAAAAGUCACCACGGCUGUCGCCAAGGGUGAUUUGACCAAGAAGAUUGGCGUCGAGGUCAAGGGGGAGAUUCUGGAACUCAAAAACACCAUCAAUCAGAUGGUGGACCGCCUGGGCACCUUUGCCGUGGAAGUCAGCAAGGUGGCCAGAGAGGUCGGCACGGACGGAACCCUGGGCGGCCAAGCUCAAGUCGCCAACGUCGAGGGCAAAUGGAAGGACCUUACCGAAAACGUCAACACCAUGGCCUCCAACCUCACCGUUCAGGUCCGGAGCAUUUCCGCCGUCACGCAGGCCAUUGCGAACGGAGACAUGAGCCAGACAAUCGAUGUCGAGGCCAAUGGCGAAAUACAGGUUCUGAAGGAGACAAUCAACAACAUGGUGUCACGUCUGUCGAGCUUCUGCUACGAGGUGCAGCGCGUCGCAAAGGACGUCGGCGUCGAUGGGAAGAUGGGCGCCCAAGCCGAUGUUGCCGGCCUGAACGGGCGAUGGAAGGAAAUCACGACGGAUGUCAAUACCAUGGCCAGCAACUUGACGACCCAAGUGCGAGCCUUUUCCGACAUCACCAACCUGGCCACUGACGGAGACUUUACCAAGCUCGUCGACGUCGAGGCCUCUGGUGAGAUGGACGAGCUCAAGCGAAAGAUCAACCAGAUGAUUUCGAACCUGCGAGACAGCAUCCAGCGAAACACGCAGGCCAGGGAGGCUGCCGAGCUCGCCAACAAGACGAAGUCCGAGUUCUUGGCCAACAUGUCGCACGAGAUCCGAACGCCCAUGAACGGCAUCAUCGGCAUGACCCAGCUGACGCUCGAUACCGACCUGACCCAGUACCAGCGAGAGAUGCUCAACAUUGUCAACAAUCUUGCGAAUAGCUUGCUGACCAUCAUCGACGACAUUUUGGAUCUGUCAAAGAUUGAGGCCAGGAGAAUGGUGGUUGAGGAGAUACCGUAUACCCUGCGAGGAACCGUCUUCAACGCCCUCAAGACGCUGGCCGUAAAGGCCAACGAGAAGUUCUUGGACCUUACCUACAAGGUCGACAGCUCCGUUCCCGACCACGUCAUUGGCGACUCGUUCCGCCUCAGGCAAAUCAUCCUCAACCUCGUCGGCAACGCCAUCAAAUUCACCGAGCAUGGCGAGGUCAGCCUCACCAUCAAGGAACGAGACAAGCAGGAAGAAGUCGGCGAGGGCGAGUACGCAAUUCAGUUUGUGGUGGAGGACACGGGCAUUGGCAUAGCAAAGGACAAGCUGAGCCUCAUUUUCGACACCUUCCAGCAAGCCGACGGCUCCAUGACGCGCAAGUUUGGAGGUACCGGCCUAGGUCUGUCGAUUUCAAAGCGUCUGGUCAACCUCAUGGGCGGUGACCUGUGGGUGCUCAGCGAGGCCGGCAAGGGCAGCCAGUUCCACUUUACCUGCCGAGUUCGGCUCGCGGCGGGCGGCACAGAAGGCAUCCUCAAACAGCUCAAGCCUUACCGAGGUCACCAAGUCUUGUUUGUCGACAAGGCUCAGUCGAGCUCGGGAUCGGACAUCAAGGAGAUGCUGGAGCAAAUCGGCCUGCACCCCGUGGUGGUUGACUCGGAGAAGAGCUCCGCCCUCACCAGGCUCAAGGCUGGCAGCGGUGCUCUUCCUUACGACGCCAUCAUUGUCGACUCUAUUGACACGGCAAGGAGGCUGAGAGCCGUCGACGACUUCAAGUAUCUCCCCAUUGUCCUCUUGGCCCCAAUCGUCCACGUCAGUCUCAAGUCAUGUCUGGAUCUGGGCAUCACGUCGUACAUGACAACCCCUUGCACGCUCAUAGACCUUGGAAAUGGCAUGAUUCCAGCUCUCGAGAACAGGGCCACGCCGUCCUUGGCGGACAACACCAAGUCUUUGGAGAUUCUCCUGGCCGAAGACAACACUGUGAACCAGCGACUGGCGGUCAAGAUUCUCGAAAAGUAUCACCACGUGGUUACCGUCGUUGGCAAUGGCUGGGAGGCUGUGGAGGCGGUCAAGGAGAAGAAAUUUGACGUGAUUUUGAUGGAUGUUCAGAUGCCCAUCAUGGGAGGGUUCGAAGCUACUGGCAAGAUUCGCGAGUACGAGCGAGGAAUGGGCACGCACCGAACUCCUAUCAUUGCGCUUACGGCUCACGCCAUGAUGGGCGACCGAGAAAAAUGUAUCCAGGCUCAAAUGGACGAGUACCUGUCGAAGCCAUUGCAACAAAAUCACCUUAUCCAGACGAUACUGAAGUGCGCCACGCUAGGUGGUCCCUUGUUGGAGAAGAACAGGGAGCGGGAGUUGGCCAUCCAAGCUGACGCAAAGUCGAGGAACCACAAGGUGGCGGCGAGCCAAGGUUUCCUGCGUCCGGCCUUGGAGAGCCGGGCCAUGACCAGCCGCGAGCCGCUGCAGAGCCAGGAGGCGGCCGCAAGCCCGCCAGCACUGGCUGCCGAAGAGGAGGACCACUGGGCCCGGCAGCGACGCGACCUCUCGGAAAUGCGGAGCAUCUCAGGGUAA